AUGAUCCCUAUCACCUGCAACGCCGUGGGCGAUAUCCUUGCCCUAGCGACCCUGGUUCUCGACAUAACCCACGCCUUGAACGAAAGCCGCGGCUCUCCCGCCAAGUACCGCGCGCUCAACUCGGAGCUCAAGUCGCUGCACAUCGUGCUCGCAUCGGUCGCCGCCGAGGUCGACCGCUGCGGGAGCGAAGUACGCAGCGCGCGCGAGCGCAUCGCUCGGUUCUCCGACCUCGGUCGCGAUGCAUCUUCGGAGGACGUGAUCCGGAUCAGAAUCAAGCGGCAGUGGUACAAGCUCAAGUGGCUGAAGUUCGGCGGGAACGUCGAAAGCAUUCGGGAGGAGAUUGCGAGAGCGACACAACGACUCACGAUAUAUCUAGUUACUUCCCAUGCCGACGACAUUCACAACCUUGGAGUAUCGAUUCAGGGGCAGUUCAAUGCCAUGAGCGCCCGGAUGUGCAUGUCGCUGAUGCGACAGUUCUCUUCUCCCGCGCAAUCUUCUUCUGCUGUGCCCGGGACAUCCUUGGACAAGAUCGAUAGCAGCAAGGCCGCGGCCGCCGCGUUGCUAUGCGUCGCGAUGUGCACGAUGCAUGAUGCACCGCAAGCCGUCCAGCACGGUCUACUUCUCUUAGUCUUUGCAAUACUAAUGAGCGGCAUGGUUCGGGACCAAUACGAUGUUGUACCCGUCGUUCAGUACACGCAUUCCAACUCCGUCCUUCUGGAUGAUGCGAUGGGCCGCCAACUGGUGUUACCGAUUGAGCUAUGCGCCACUUCCGAGCUUCUUCAUGCGACCCUCGUCAACUUGUUUUCUCCAACCUCGGGUUCUUGGUUCAUAAAUUCGCGCAAGUAUAUGAUCACCAGCACCGGUGAAGGGGGCUAUCGACAGCAGUGGCGUGAUUUGAUGGAUGGACUGCAGUGCAUUCCGGGUGACAAACUUGAGAUGGUUAUCUUCAUGUCAAGUGACUCCAACGGUGUUGGGUGUCCAAUCUGCCCAUUAUCAGGUGUCACUGAGAAACCACAAGUGAUCGAGAUCAAAAACCACGGUCACGAAACUUCGUAUUGUACACACUGCGAACGGACUAUGAUAUGCGACUUCUAUGACUAUCCUCUGUUUCGCCACAGCCCUGAGUUCGACGACAGCAGAGUAGUCUUUCCGCUUGCCAACCCCAAAACCUCACCUCGAUACCGUACCACCGGAUCGGAGACAACCUUACUCAAGGCUGGGACGUUUCUAUUGAAUUCGCAGCCGUCUGUAGACAAGGCUGUCAGCGUUGCUGCAAGCCAUCCACAUCUAGACUGGUAUAGUCAGAUCCACCCCUUCACGCGCAUACAGGUCCGGGUCAUGUGGAGUAUUACUGGUUACUCUCGUGAAUAUCAGAUCGACCUCCACUUGGCCGCCCGCAACGGCCACUAUGACAUGGUCAACGGACUACUUGCAGGAGGCCUAGAUGUCAACGUUGCUGACCCGUCGGGUCACACGGCGCUUCACGCUGCCUCCGUGGGUGGUCAUAUUUCCAUUGUCGACUUGCUACUCGAAUAUGGCGCCAUCAUCAACGCAGUCGCGGAAGACUCAAUGACGCCCCUCGCCUGCGCCUUGGGAUACGAAAAUACCGAUGUUGCGGAACUGCUUGUCUCCCGAGAUGCUCUCUCUGGUCUUUCGAUGCCUUCACAGGCCAAUCUAUUGUAUUAUGCUGCGCAAUCUGGGCAUAUCCGCGUAGUCCGGAUCCUUCUGUCGCUCGGCACAGAUGUCAACACGCGUGCGGGAGCUAGUGGUGUGACGGCACUGCAUGCCGCGUGUGAUAAAGACGACGUGUUUUCCCCUAGAAGACAGACCAUUAGAGUGCUCUUGCAAAAUGGUGCAGACAUAUCUGCACGGUCUGAGUACGGCGACACUCCACUCUCAAUUGCAAUGGCUGCAGGGAGGCAUGAGCUGUUUCGGCUUCUCAUCCCGCCAGAGCGUAUGGACGAAGUGACACUCAAUUGGUCUGCAUGGUGGCCCAGGGGAGGACUUGGUCUAUUACAGGCGGCCGUCAAGAGCGGGAACCACCAGCUCAUCGCAUCACUCCUACAGACUGGGAUUGACGUCAACUCGCGCCCUCUGUACGGUCAUACUCCGCUGGCAUUGGCAGCGGGUACACCGAUGGGACAUGAGACAGUGAAACUCUUACUAGAGCGAGGCGCCGGCGUGAACAUUUCUACUUUGUACGGCAAUACACCUCUUUUCCUAGCGCUGAAUGAGGCACAAAAACGUCUCAACUGGUUCAAAACGUGGGGCAACGAAUGGUGCCGUUCGGAAGCGGAAGACUACCAGAGAAAGGCAGAUCUUCUUCUAGCCUGGGGUGCCGUACCAGAUGAGAAGUCGUCCAUGCUAUUGCGGGGAGAGUCGAUCCAAACUGGCAGAUCACCGGAUAACUUUGCGGACGCGGACAUCCCGGGCGCAUGGCGUGAGGACUCGUAA
Molecule: messenger RNA, 2454 nt
Organism: Peniophora sp. CBMAI 1063
Lineage: Eukaryota; Fungi; Basidiomycota; Agaricomycetes; Russulales; Peniophoraceae
Source: the annotation of a GenBank genome assembly